CAGCCUCGUUCCCGGGCAGUAUAAAGUUUGCUGUCUCCUUUGUUCGCCCUCGUUGCGCAGUAGUUCCAGCUGGUUCUCUCUUCCGUCUUCGCAGCCUUCGGUCCUCCCUCGUGCUGAGCGGCUAGGAAGCGCUUAGUCGGCGAGCUCGUAGGAGCUUGAAACCGUCGUCACCCCUCCGACACUCAUCAGGGGGGAAAAUGGUUGAAGCUGAUCGCCCAGGAAAGCUCUUCAUUGGUGGCCUCAAUACAGAAACAAAUGAGAAAGCCCUUGAAGCAGUAUUUGGCAAAUAUGGACGAAUAGUGGAAGUACUGUUAAUGAAAGAUCGUGAGACCAACAAAUCAAGAGGAUUUGCUUUUGUCACCUUUGAAAGCCCAGCAGAUGCUAAGGAUGCAGCCAGAGACAUGAAUGGAAAGUCUUUAGAUGGAAAAGCCAUCAAGGUAGAACAAGCCACUAAACCAUCAUUUGAAAGUGGUAGACGUGGACCACCUCCACCUCCAAGAAGCAGAGGCCCUCCAAGAGGCCUUAGAGGCGGAAGAGGAGGAAGUGGAGGGACCAGGGGACCUCCAUCACGUGGAGGGCACAUGGAUGAUGGUGGCUAUUCCAUGAAUUUUAACAUGAGUUCUUCCAGGGGACCACUUCCAGUAAAAAGAGGACCACCCCCAAGAAGUGGGGGUCCUCCUCCUAAAAGAUCUGCUCCUUCAGGACCAGUUCGCAGCAGUAGUGGGAUGGGAGGAAGAGCUCCCGUAUCACGUGGAAGAGAUAGUUAUGGAGGCCCACCUCGGAGGGAACCCCUGCCUUCUCGUAGAGAUGUUUAUUUGUCCCCAAGAGAUGAUGGAUAUUCUACUAAAGACAGCUAUUCAAGCAGAGAUUACCCAAGUUCUCGUGAUACAAGAGAUUAUGCACCACCACCAAGAGAUUAUACUUACCGUGAUUAUGGUCAUUCCAGUUCACGUGAUGACUAUCCAUCAAGAGGGUAUAGUGAUAGAGAUGGCUAUGGUCGUGAUCGUGACUAUUCAGAUCAUCCAAGUGGUGGUUCCUACAGGGAUUCAUAUGACAGUUAUGGUAACUCACGUAGUGCUCCACCUACACGAGGGCCCCCGCCAUCUUAUGGUGGAAGCAGUCGCUAUGAUGAUUACAGCAGCUCACGUGACGGAUAUGGUGGAAGUCGAGACAGUUACUCAAGCAGCCGAAGUGAUCUCUACUCAAGUGGUCGUGAUCGGGUUGGCAGACAAGAAAGAGGGCUUCCCCCUUCUAUGGAAAGGGGGUACCCUCCUCCACGUGAUUCCUACAGCAGUUCAAGCCGCGGAGCACCAAGGGGUGGUGGCCGUGGAGGAAGCCGAUCUGAUAGAGGGGGAGGCAGAAGCAGAUAUUAAAAACAAAACUUUGGACCAAAAUCCCUGUUCAAAGAAACAAACAAAAAGUGGAACCUAUUCUGUCAUAACUACCCAAGGACUACUAAAAGAAAAAAUUGUGUUACCUUUUUUAAAUUUCCUGUUAAGUUCCCCUUCCAUAAUUUUUAUGUUCUUGUGAGGAGAAAAGUAAAACAUGUUUAAUCUUAAGGCAUUGCUUUCUUACAAGCAAAUGUUAAAUGUGUUAAGGCUUGACUUGUGUACUAGUGUUGUAAUUUUCGAAGUAAAAGUGUCCCUAAAGGCCACUUUCUACUAUUCCCAAUAAAUGAGGCAAGCAGUUCUAAGAUUUUCUACAGACAUCUAGCCAUCUAAAAUGGAAAGAUGAAUCCCUCUGCCUAUACAAACAAGCUAGCUAUUAGAGGGUGGUCGGGGUAUGCUACUCUUAGGAUAUCAUACUGUCAUCAAAGUGAAAUCUCAAAUGUUCUCAGUAUGAAAAACCUGAGAUCAGAUGCUUAUGUAAAGAAAGUGCUAUUCACCCAGUAAACCCAAAACAAAUGGAUAGUGCUGGCCAUAUUUUGCCUUUCUGACAUUUCCUUGGGAAUCUACAAGAACCUCCCCUUUCCCCCUCCCCAAUAAGACCAUUUAAGUGUGUGUUAAGCAACUACAGAAUACUAAAUAAAAAGUUUGGCCAAAACCAACCAUGAAGCUGCAAACGGUGCUUGCUCUUACUGUUUCAAAUUUUUGCAACUCUGUAGUGUCUCACUUUUAAGGAACAGCUUGAUUGCAAAGGAGAAAAUAGAUAAGCAAUGAAGUUAUCUCCAACUUCUCAAAGGCUUAUGACUUCUAAAAAGUGAAUCUAUCAGCAUUCCACAUCAGAUUUAAAGCAUCAAAUGCCUGUGAAACAGCAAAGAUGGUUGAGGAUUAUGGUCACAGAAUGCUGAUUUAUUCACACUAGAUAAAGCUGACAGCAAGAGAAAUCAAAAACUAAGAGUUGUUGAAGCAGAAGAAUGCUGAUUGUGGAUAAGUCACAACAGUUGCAUAAGCAGUGCUCAUCAUAAUUGGUUUGGUGCAGGCAAUAGAUUUUUUUGCCUUCAAAGGUUCCUGUGGGUCUGAGGAAGGCAUCAUUGUUGGUUAGCACUCUUAACUAGGGAGUGGUAGUCACAUAAAAUAAGUAAUGAUUGACCAGAUGGAGAAAGGGGAGUAAUUAAGGAAAUUAGUAAGUGGAGGUAGUCGGGAAGUUCUUAGAGUUUUUAUGUAGAUUUUAUAGCUUUGGCUUUCAUUUUGUUUAGCUAAAGUCAUAGGAACAACUCUAAUCUAGAACUUCCUAAUUAUCAAUGUCAGAAAGUUAAUUAGAAAAAUGAAAGGCAUAAGUGGUAGCUCUAUCCAGUAAAGUGUCUGAUUUUCAGCAGGUGAAGUUUAUCCAGAAGUGGGACUUAGUCAUAAAAAACUAAAGGGAAGAGUCAAUCUGGAAACCAAAGUAAUUGGAGACAUGGCUAAAAUGAUUGAAAAUACAUUUAAAAACUGGAAACAAAAUUGGGUCAUUUGGCUUUUGUUUAAAUUACUGAUUUUGUAAGCUUACUUUACCCCCACCUCCUGUCUUGGAAACAUAUUGAGGUACAACAUUAUGUUGGAGACUAGAGCCAAGAGUACAGAAUCUCCUGUUCAGAGGAAACAUUUGAAGUGUUGGGUUAGAAGAACCAAGUCAACUUGAGAAUUUUUGCAUAGGAAAAUAGCAAUACUAUCAUGUCCAACAUUUGUGAUUGUGGAAAAUAAUCCAAAAAAAAAAAAAGGUAACCCUCACCUGACAGACUUAGUCACAGACUAUGAGGGUAUUGACCAAACUUAAGUUGCUGUUGCACUUAAAUAACUGUCUUCAAUCCUAUAAUCUAAAUUACUUGGGUUUAUGCUUCUGGCCCCUGAGGUUUUAUUUAGAUAUCUUGAUGAUAGUUUAGAACAUUGAGCAUAGUAAAUAUGAAUGUUAAAUUCAAAUUAAGAAGUAUGCUUAAAUGACCAGACAGCAGUUUGGCAAAUAGUUUGCUGACCCAGCAGACUUAAUUCUGCUCUCAUUGGAAAAGAAUUGGCCUUGAUUCUUCUGGCUUUAUACUGAUUGUAAAAGAAGCAGAAUGAUAGUGUGUUCCUUGUUUAGUUGAAUAUAAAACGUAGGUAUUAUAGAUCACUUUCCUCUUUUUGGAAUGUUUUGUAUUUGAAGCUUAAUAAAACUUAAUAAUGC
This is a messenger RNA of Pteronotus mesoamericanus, 3579 nucleotides long. RefSeq names its product RNA binding motif protein X-linked (gene RBMX). Gene Ontology annotation, molecular function: RNA binding. The coding region runs from base 198 to 1373 and encodes 391 amino acids. Gene Ontology annotation, cellular component: spliceosomal complex. Lineage: Eukaryota; Metazoa; Chordata; Mammalia; Chiroptera; Mormoopidae. The record is from RefSeq and is a predicted model, not a curated record. Gene Ontology annotation, biological process: positive regulation of mRNA splicing, via spliceosome. The transcript is spliced from 11 exons.